GUAGAGGUAUCUGGAGGAGAUGGUGGGAGUCCCGUAGGGCUGUCACAGGCAGCUGCUGGAGGACACUGCGCAGCGCUGGAGGUUCGGAGCAGUGUGCAGCAUGCUGCAGACAGGACGCUGAGUGCUGCCGCUUGGAGUUAUCACUGCCGGGGCUGUGGAUGUUGUAGCUGCCGGGAUGAAGCCGCUCCUAGCCGCCUCCGAGCAGCCGAAGGAGAGCUCCCCCCGGCGCAGGGAGAAGUGCGAGGCGGAGUCCGAGCGCCACAGGACCCGGGAGCGCCUGGAAGCCACCCUGGCCGGGCUGGGGGAGCUGGCCUACCUGCGGCACCGCCAGGAGAUGCUGGUGAGAACGGUGCUCAGCCCGGACACCGCCGCGGCUAGAGGGGACAGCCCGAGGAGCCUGGAGGAGCGGUUCCUGGAGGAGAACAUCCUGCUGCUCAAGAAGCAAUUGAAUUGCUUAAGGAAGAGGGAUGCUGGCCUGUUAACUCAGCUUCAUGAGCUCGACAAGCAGAUAAAUGACUUAAAGAUUGACGUAGAAAAGACGACUGAAGAGCAUUUGGAAACAGACAGCCGGCCCAGUUCAGGAUUUUAUGAGUUGAGUGAUGGGACAUCGGGAUCUCUUUCCAACUCUUCAAACUCUGUCUUCAGUGAAUGUUUAUCCAGCUGUCAGUCUAGCACCUGCUUUUGCAGCCCCCUCGAAGCGUCAUUAAACAUCCCAGAUGGUCAACCAAGAUCAGCAGAUGACUUCUUCGAAUGGUUGGACUACAGAGAAAGCCAAUGUGAAAGUACAGGCACGGUACGCCGGUCUUUUUCGGCACCGCACUCGAAUACCACUGAAGUCGUCGCCGAUGUUCAUCCCAAGUACCAAUGUGAUCUGGUCUCCAAAAAUGGCAAUGAUAUAUACAGAUACCCAAGCCCUCUUCAUGCUGUGGCGGUGCAGAGUCCCAUGUUUUUGUUAUCCAUGAUGAGUAAUGUAAAAGCGGAGGAGGAGGAGGUUGAAAUGGGUGCAAAUAUGAAUGACUGUUUAGUGCCCGAGCUGGAUUCCCUAAAACAUGAAAACUCUUUUCAGCAACAGGGUAGUUUCGGCCUUGCACCUCCUCCUCCCAGUAAAAAACUGGAUGGUUAUAUUUUGGGUAUAAUUCAGAAAAAAUCACAUCCUGUACGGACUAACAAACCCAGAACAAGUGUAAAUGUAGACCCAGGCAAAGGUAUUUUACGACAUGGGAGUAUAUGUGUCAAACAGACUGGUGGCAUCUCUCAUAACAGUACCACUAACAUGAAGAAUCCUAAACAGCCAUGUUUACAUUCCUCUGGACUAAUCUCUGUGGAUAAUAGCACUUACCCUGCUCUUAAACAGUGCGUUAAAGAAUCUCAAAGUGAACAGCUGGAAAGUAAAAAGAUGCCCUCAGUCCAGAGUUGCCAGCCAAGCAAUAUUAAUGAACUGCCAAGCCAAAACCAUUCACGGAACUCUGUGAAGCCUGUCUGUCAAAUUCUUGGAAGGGGCCUUGUGGUUGGAACAUCAAAUAUUCCAAAGGAAAUACAUGGAAAUCCCAGUCCUCCCAGCAAUCCUUUCCCCAACCUUUCCAACCCACUCUGUAAUGGAUCUCCCAAGGAACCACUCUCAAUUGUCCCUCUUCCUCAGGAGGUUAAAAUUGUGCCACCACCAAAAAGGAUUUCCCCCAAAAAUACAAUGAACUCUUAUCGUGGAUUAUCUCAAGACGAGAGACCUCCAUUGGACUUUAAGAGUGAAGGCUCCUCUUCUCAGAGCCUAGAUGAGGGACUGUUGGUCAACGCACACUAUAUUCCUGCACAGCAACAGGGUGUUAAACUCCAUAAAAGUACCAAAAAUGUAAAGAUUGUUAAGAGCUCGACAUUAAAACACAAGUCAAAUGUACAGAACGUUUUGGAUCAUGGCUCUCAGACGUUGAAGGAAAAGGGUAAGGUUGUAAUAAAGAAGUGUAGGUUUCCAGAUGACUUGGAUGCAAAUAAAAAAGUUAGGAAGGUUUCUCCGAGAGGUAAAAAGGUUGUCCAUUCGCAAGUAGAGACUGGUAUGGUAGGUAAAAAUCCAGGGGGAAGUAAGUCUGGCAGUAAGCCUCAUGGACAUGCAAAAGAUGUGGUUGUGGCUAAGCCUAGACAUAAAAGAGGAGACUAUCGAAGGUGGAAGUCCUCGGCUGAGAUAUCUUAUGAAGAAGCUUUACGAAGAGCCAGGCGGCGAAACCAGAGAGAGAUGUUAGGAGUUUAUGGUAAAGUUCCUCUUCCGUAUGUCAGCCCGUAUGCCUACAUAGCAAGCGACUCUGAGUAUUCGGCAGAAUGUGCGUCUCUGUUUCAUUCCACGGUUGUAGACACCAGUGAAGAUGAGCAGAGCAACUACACCACAAACUGUUUUGGGGAUAGUGAGUCCAGCUUAAGUGAGGUGGAAUUUGUUGGAGAGAGUACAACGUCAAGUGAUACAGAUGAGAGCGGAGGACUUAUUUGGUCUCAGUUUGUUCAUACUCUUCCCGUGCAAGCAGGCACAGCUGCUGACCUUCAAACCGCGGCCAAGGCUUUUGUCAAAAUUAAAGCCUCCCACAAUCUAAAGAAGAAAAUUCUUCGCUUUCGAUCUGGGUCUCUAAAAUUGAUGACAACAGUUUGAAGCAUCAAAUGUCUUCCUACUGUUCUUGACCCUCUUAUCUCGCGUCUGUAAAUACAUUUGUAUCGUUUGUGCAAAUAUUUAAAAGGUUUACAGUAAAUUAUGUUGACUUGUGAAAACUGUUAUUUUACUUCCAAAAACUCCAAAUCAAUUAGGCUAGUUUCACACCUGCAGUAAAACUAUCUGGCAGGCUGUUCCAGCAGAGGAGCAACCUGCCGGAGUUCACCAUAUCCGGCUUUGCUGGAUAGAGCAGUGCACUGCUGGAGCCCAUUGACAAUAAUUUGAUUCAGCUGAUUUCCGUCUGUUUUCUGGCCAGCUGAAACUUGGCGCUCAUGCUGGAAACUGGUUGAAUUCCCACCAGACCCAUUCAUAGUCAAUGGGCUCUGGUGGAGCACAACCCUAUCGAGCUAGGCUGGAUAUGGUGAACUCCAGCAGGUGUGGAACUAGCCUUAGCUUCUCCUUGUAGACACUGGUAAUGUCACCAUAACCCAAUCCUACAAAAUAAAUCCAUCUGUUACAUCUGCCCUUUAGUUCUGAACAUUAGAACAAUUUCAGACAUUAUCUUAACAUUCCGUCUAAAGUUGCACCUUUUAGUUGUCGGAAGAAAUUUGCAACUAUUUCAUCUAUACUUUUAUUUUUAUUUUUUAUUUGUCUGAAGGAUUGGGAAUCCAGUGAUCUAGAACUUACCAGGUUCACCGACUUUGAGGGACAUAUCACAGACCCUCUCCCAGUGUAAUGACUGGGUCCCUUCUGUUCAAUUUUUGCAUGCGUUAUGCAUGGAAAGUAAUGGUUCUCGUAUGCCUUUUUUUUAUUAUGGGCUUUAUGUAUACUAUAAUCCUAUGUAUUUUAUAUAUUUUGUAAAUUAUAUAACACAUUUUACAUGUUAAUAAACUGUCUGCUUUAAUGCUGUUUAAAGU
Bufo bufo (common toad) is the source of this 3543-nucleotide messenger RNA. It is a transcript of the gene DACT1, whose product is annotated as dishevelled binding antagonist of beta catenin 1. The transcript is spliced from 4 exons. Gene Ontology annotation, cellular component: cytoplasm. The coding region runs from base 176 to 2629 and encodes 817 amino acids. The record is from RefSeq and is a predicted model, not a curated record. Lineage: Eukaryota; Metazoa; Chordata; Amphibia; Anura; Bufonidae. Gene Ontology annotation, biological process: negative regulation of canonical Wnt signaling pathway; regulation of Wnt signaling pathway, planar cell polarity pathway; negative regulation of JNK cascade.